AUGGCAUCUACAUCUGAUAAGCCAUACGCCACAGAACAAAUGGUUACUGUCUCAGACAGUACAUCAACUUUUGGUGAGUCAUUUUGGGCUAAUGGAGUAUUAACCUGGUUCGCAUCUUCUGAUGACAGACAAAAGAAAGAAGAUGAAGAAUGCGAUGUGAUGGCGGAAACAAAUGCUGUGGUGGCCAGAAUAAUGUACCGUGUCGAGAGAAAUAAAAAGCUGAGAAAAUACAGGGAGACUGGAUCCUGGGAUGGAGACGAUGAAAUCACAGAUGAAGAUUAUUGUGUAAUGCUCCUUUGGCAGGAGGAAGAAAAACAAGAACGCAAAAAACGCGCACAACGUGUGGCAUUGAUGCACAGAAUAGCAGAUGAUAUGGAAAAGUGGGCCCCGGCGCCGUUAAGACCCAGAGGAUCCUCCUAG
This is a messenger RNA of Candidula unifasciata, 420 nucleotides long. The record is from the annotation of a GenBank genome assembly. NCBI's taxonomy places the organism in Eukaryota, Metazoa, Mollusca, Gastropoda, Stylommatophora, Geomitridae.